This is a messenger RNA of Porites lobata, 6255 nucleotides long. Lineage: Eukaryota; Metazoa; Cnidaria; Anthozoa; Scleractinia; Poritidae. The record is from the annotation of a GenBank genome assembly.
AUGGAUUGGCUCAGUUGGGUCAGUCAGUUGGGCUAUUCACAGCUUUGUGUUGUACUUGGUACCGUCUCAUUGCGCGGUAAGAAGGAUGGAGAAGGAGAGCUACAACUUUGGUUUCGUGCGAUGUUCAACGAUUGCCGCAUUUUAUAUACCAGUAGGAUAGCAGGGCAUGACGAGAUGGUAUGUGAGUUAUUGAUGUUUUUCCUCUUUCACUUCCGAGAUUGCACUGACAAAAUCAGCAAAAUCAAAACGUUAUCAACAGAGAAGUCGAAAUUUCAUUUCGUCCAAUACUGAAAACAAAUAGUACCAUGUGAGAGUACUGAUAGAGGGGUUUCGUCCAGGGGCUCAAGAGUUAGAACUAAAUUUUAUAGAUCCAUGACUCUAGGAGUGAAAGGGUUUUAAAUAUAUAAUUUAACAAUACAAUUAUAAUAAACUGGUUCAAGACUUCAGAGGUAGUGCAUCGUUUUAUUACUACAGCUCUGUUUCGUGUGGCCAAAAGAUGACCACACUCAUCGGGUAAUAUCAACGAUUGACCGUUAGAUUACAACAACUGGCAAAAAGGCGAAAAUAAGGUUGCUAUGAGAUAUAAAAACAGCGUUAUGUUAUCGUAUAAAUCAUGUGAUUGCUAUUUAUAAUUUGGAAGAUUGUGUUACUUUAUCAUAAAGUUCCGUGAGGAGGUAAGCCCCGGGAGGGAAGGGUUACUUCCUUAUAAGAGGUUAAUAGGAAUGUGCCGGUGGAUGGGGUCGCAUUUUCACAAGUGGACUGACUUUAGAGGGGUCGAAAUUUCAAUAGAGUUACUCGAAUGGGGUGGCACAUUUUCUAUAAUUGGUCACAGAAUAGACUAUAAUGGGGUAAGGGCUCUGAGAGGCCAGCGGCACAUAUCCAGCAAAAAUUUAGCCAAGUACCCCCCCCCCUGGUAUUAAGCGGACACCUUCGGCACCUUCCCAAGUGUCCGCUUUUUAUAGAGGUUUGUAAAAAUUGCGCAAUGUUUGUUAACGAUUAACAUUCAACGGUUACUCUGUACUGUAAUUAAGCCAUGUUGUUGAGGAAACUAAGGAAGCUGUGCUGUACUUUGCGCAACACUUAAGGUGAAUUUUGAUCGCGGAUGACGAUUAUACUGCCGGAUAUCGGUGUAAUAUGUAGUUAAUUGACCUCUAAAUGUAUUGAUUUAUCUCUAUUAAUCGACUACAGUACGUAUUUCAAGGAAGUAAAUCCAAUACUACCUCUCCUUACGUUUUUCAGUUUGUAAUUAUGCCUGAAACUACAAUGAAGGUCACCAAGGAUACAGUUACAAUUAAAGAGCUAAAAGACUGGUGGGGUCACGAAGGACAAACUGUUCAACUAAAAGAUGCUGAUCCAAAUGAGCUUCAGCUUUUUAUUGAAAAAAUGCCCGUCCCAAUCAAAGGUGAGAGUGUUCAAAGUAAUUUCCAAAAUUUUGUUUAAGUUUUGGUUUUGGAAUAAAGAGGUACAUGGUUGAACCUCUGUACAAAUGUAUGGAAACAGGCAGAUCUUUUUUUUUUUUUGGUUUUAGUCUUUAAAUAAAAAGACGAAUACGGGUUAAACUUACUGUAUUUAUGAAGGUUUAUAAAAACAGGUAGCUCAAGCUUAUGGCUAGAGUAGUUAGUUUGGUGUUUUUGAAUUGAGAAGCGUACGGUUAAACCCGUAUAUUUGUGUGGAUAGCUGGACUUAAAUAUUUAUAAUUGAUGAGUGAGAUAUCCAUAUUUAGUAUACAGCUAUUUCGAGAAAGGUUGUCGGAAAAAGUGCACGCUACAAUCCCGAAAGGUAUUGUGGGUGGCUUUAUGGGCACUUUUCUUCAAAGAAAUUUGAAAGAAUUAUACGGGAGGCCACGGACAUAUGUUUGCGAGUACUAAAAGAAAGCAACAAAAGUAGGUUCGACAGCUUCAAUCGUUACGAACAAUGUAUUGAUCAUAUCCCAUAUUACCUUUCGGGAUUGUCGCGCGCAUUUCUUCCGACAACCUUUCUCGAAACAGCUGUAUACUAAAACAGUGGAUAGUGUUUUUCGCGCGCUCUGAUUGGCUGACUCAAUCAGUGAAUAUUCUUCACUAUUUGCGUAAGUUGCGAGCAAAAUGUCUUCCCGGUUUGCUGCCGUAACAAACUAAGAAAUUUCACAACUAAUCAUGCAAGCUAUUCCCAAAAUAAAUGAAAAAGGUGACGAAGUUCGGUUUGGAAGUUUUAACAUUUAAAUCUUCGUCUUUUUUACUUAAAUUUAUCGAUAAAACCGGUGAAAAAGUUUUUUGUUUACAAAUGCAAAUUAAGCUUAAGUCUUGCGCUACUUAAUUUAGUUGACUUGUUCAUAAAUAAGCUUAAAACUAAAUUUAAUAAUCUUUUUUACAGAAUGAUUUUAAAUACAAAAAGAAUUCACAACUCCUUUUGAAGAAACUUCCCCGCAAGAGCUAUACAAACGCCUUCAAAAGUUUUAUUUGUCGCUAAGAAAAAGCGAUGACCGCGACCGUUCGGUCAUCGUGCGCCCAAAUUGUAAUCGUUGGCAACAGUAAAUGAGUUAAAAAUCAUCAUUUUUGUCCUCAAUUAUCUCACUGUUUUAGUAUAUACUAAAACAAUUAUUCAACUCAGUGUCGGUGGCUAGUAGAGGAAAUUUACCUCGCCGCUUUGCGGCCUCGUUAAAUACUCGUUACUAGCCACCUCCACUUCGGUGAAUAAUUGUUAUAUAACAAGACAGAAUAUUAACGCUUAUAAAUUUUGUCGACCGGGAAUCUUCGCGUCAAAACAUUGUCGCUGUUAACAGUGUCAAGAGGGGUAGACUACUAGAACAACAUUGAUCUUCUUUUUUAAAGCAACAAAGAAGAGCAUGAUAUCCGGCCGGCCCCUAUUCUAGUGAUUUGGAGUAAAAAAAAAUCAGAUCAUAUUUAAGACUAAAUGAAAGCUCUGAGUCAACUGCAUUAGUCUGUAAUUCACAAAUCGAUUGAUGAAAAUUGCUUCCACGCCUCAUUUUUCUCGCGCACUGGCGGUUCCGCCACCAAAAUUUCCCCUCAGAUCCUGAAUCGUCCUCAGUAGUUUUCUUAUCAAAAAUGUAGUUUACGUAAUAGAAAGUGCUUUGUACGGGGUUAUAUUCACGAGCUUGUUUGUGUCAAAACCCGAACGAGCCAGAUACGAGCGAGUGAGGGCUUUUGACACAAACAACUAGUGAAUAUGACCUUGUACAAAGCACUUUCUAAGACGUGAGCUGUUUAUUACACAUAUUAGGAGAGUUUUCACUGAAAUAGUGCUCUUAAUGUAACACAUAAGCUUAUUGCUAUUAAAAGAGCAAAUCACAAAUGCUGACAUGCAAAUGCAAAUUUAAUAGCAAUGGCAAAUCUCGCAGCACAUCCUUAGUCCUCAUCGUGCAGAACAGAAAAUGCACUUACAAAAGUUUAAUCUACAAUGAAGUUACAAAAGACAGACCUCAGCGAUGUGGGCUCGUACAGAGGAGUUCACGCUCAUAGUUGCAUCAUAGGUAAUCAGGGCAAGAUGGAGGGAAAUUCAAAGAUUUGUAUUGGAAUUCAAAGCCCGCUAAUUCUUCCUGAAUUCAUAUAUUUGAUGCUUGAUUUUCCCAUACAUUUUCUGUAAUUCCACAGUAUCAAAAUUACAGAAAAUUUAUAUGGAAAAAUUCAGGUUUUCUAAAAACUCAUCACGGAUGUCUUUGCACUCCAGAUUUAGUGUAUUGUUUUUUUGAACUCGUAAGUUACCCUUUUUAAAAGAAACAAAAGCUUAAUAUCCAAUGUAAACAAAUUAGGGCUUGGGAAAGAUCAUCUUGGAGGGAAAGAUAGAUGAGAAAAGGAGAGAGGAAGACUGAUAAAGUAGAGGGGAGGGGACAUGUCACUAACAGAAUUAGGAAUUAGGAAUUUUUUUCUCUUUCCUGAAGCUCUCUCAACAACCGCUGCAUAUUUUGUUCACGUUGUUGAAACUGCAUCAGUUGCCUUUGAGAAUUUUUCUCUCGUUCCUGAAGGUCUCUCAAGAUUGGCAGUUGGUAAAAACUGUUUCCGCUGCGCGGUAAAAGAUGCAACGUCCUAUGGGAUAAGCAGCUAGAGUAAAAAUGCGGGCGUGAUUUCAAUUUCGGACUGGAUCGUGUCGAAACGUUUUGAUAUCAAAUCGACUGAUUUAAGGUUCAUCUGAACGAAAAAAUGAGAGCUCGUUCAAAGAAGGGGCUAUUCUUGGACACACAUUUCAAUAUUUUGUGUGAGUUUACAAGCAAGCCAUAAUUAUUUAGUGACAAUCGGAGCGAAACGAAAUUCUGAUUUUCAUCUUCUUCAUCAGUAUCUCUUAAGCUUAUGUGUCGCUCAGUUUAAAGAGACGAACGCAGUACAUUUAAAAUUUUCUUUGAAGUCAAAAUUUUUAAUUUUUCUUUUUUAGGUUUCACUUAAUCGGGUUGCCCAUGUUACUUGGGUGAUUUUCAUGAUUGCCUUGUUUUAUAUUUGAUCAUGAAUUAUCUUUUUAGAAAAAAAACAAAAUCUACGCAAAGCAAAUUCGCCAAGGCGAACCUCAGAAAUAGAAAGUCAGUGGAGGGAUUUUCAGCGACGUGAGGAAAACUUCCAGAGACAGAAACGGGAGAUGCAGCAACGCGAGCAGGAUUUACAAAGGAAACUCAGAGUGGUUAAAGAACGGUAUCAGGACUCUCGAAGCCACCUAACGGAUACUGAGCAACAUGAACAAAAUAUGCAGCGGCUAUUAAGAGAGCUUCAGGAACGAGAAAAAAAUUCUCAAAGGCAACUGAUGGAGUUUCAACAACGUGAACAAAAUAUGCAGCGGUUGUUGAGAGAGCUUCAGGAAAGAGAAAAAAAUUCUCAAAGGCAGCUGAGGGAGUUUCAACAACGUGAAGAAAAUUCUCAGAGGCAGCUGACGGAGUUUCAAAAACGUGAAGAAAAUUCCCAGAGGCAGCUGGUGGAGUUGCAGCGACAACUGAGGGAGAUAGGACAGCAGUUGACCAAUUGCCGAGGACAAGUUUCUGAACUACAGUUAAGUCUUUCAACAGCACAGGAAACAAUAAAUCAAUUGCGGAACCAGGAAACACGUGACUGGGUUAUUCCCCGGGACGAAAUUCAAAUCACAGAGAAAUACCUUGGGAGGGGAGGAUGGGGAAUUGUCAAUGAGGGAACGUAUUGUGGCUGUACUGUAGCAGUGAAACAGAUCCAUGAGUUGAUUCUUUCUCCUCAUAAUAUAAACCUGUUUGAAAGAGAAAUGAAUAUCGCUUCUAAAUGCCGCCAUCCUCACUUACUACAGUUCAUCGGCGCCACCAAUGAUGAGGGAACUCCUCUGUUCGUGACCGAGCUGAUGGAGAAAACUUUGCGCACUUUAUUGGAGCACCGGCAACUCUCCGAGACAGAAAUAGCCGUCAUUUCUCUGGAUGUAGCACGUGCCCUGAACUACCUUCAUCGAAAGAAACCAGAGCCUAUCAUUCACCGUGACGUCAGCAGUGCGAAUGUGUUGCUAUGGCGAAAGGGUGACCAAUGGAGAGGCAAAGUGUCAGAUUAUGGCACUGCUAAUUUUAUACAGCAGACCAUGACAGUGGCUCCUGGAGCUAUGAUUUACAGCGCACCUGAAGCACUUACAUCAAACCAAACAGUCAAGGUAAGUUUAAGUGAAUAUUCAAGACUGUUUACUUACUAAAACUGUACAGCAAGGCUAACAGUGGCAGAAGUGAUAAGUGAUGUCCACUCCAUAAACAAUACAUAUGAAAUGACUGUAUCUUUGUGAGGAGUCUUUGUACCUUGUUCUGCACUUUUUUCACUCUUUUAUACAUAUCUUCUUCAUGGAUUUGGUCCACGUAAUUGGAUUCUUUAAUUUAUCCCUUCUUGUGUCUAAAGACAACAGUCACGGGAUAGCAAAAGUUAAUUAGUAUUUUUAGAAACAAAACAUUUAAGCCAAGAACGUACCAUGAUGCCUUUUAAGGAUCUUCUGUUUUCUAGGCUUUUCUUAUCCAUUUAUCGAUAUUCAUCUAUUUUGAAUUCUCGAGUUCCUCCCUCUCGUGUUACCUUAACUCCUUUUGUAAUCAGUACACAACUAAUAAGUAAUGUCAUGUAUUAUGAUUGCUUUUAGGUUGAUGUGUACAGCUUUGGUGUUCUUCUUUGUGAAAUGUGCAUCCGGGAACUUCCAGAUCCUAGUAAGCGUGAAGAACAAGUCGUGGUUGUAACGAGCGGUGUGUUUCGCGGCCUGGUACGGCGAUGCCUGCAUAGAGAUCCUGGGCCGAGACCAACCAUGCAGGAGAUAAUCGAUGAACUGAAAGAUGCCGAUGUGUCAUCUUAA